Messenger RNA from Medioppia subpectinata, 367 nucleotides. The record is from the annotation of a GenBank genome assembly. Lineage: Eukaryota; Metazoa; Arthropoda; Arachnida; Sarcoptiformes; Oppiidae.
GAUGACUGUCGGCGGCAACACAGCGGUGGCCAACCGUAUGGCAAACGCCGGCCGACGGCUGUCACAGCACUUUCCCUAUGCGUUCAGUCAGUGUUUGGCUGAGGGCUCACUGUAUGCCAAAUGCAUUGAAGCCAAUGAUGUCCAUAACGUCCGCAAAGAUGUCACCAACACAUCCACCGAAGACACCGCACACACACUCUCUAUCACAUACACUGAGACAAUGUCGGCGGCCAUCGAGUCCUCCGAUUGCAAUAACAUACACGAAGAGCGGUUCCAAUACACGGAUCAGUGGACGAUCACCACAAAGAAGUCCCAUAUAUUGCAGUCGAAAUGUGUGUCGCCUUUCAUUUGCGACAAAACCAAAGAC